AUGGAUCUUGCAAACUCCGACAGGAUCCAACAACCCACCGACUUCCUCGACCUCCCAGCCGAAAUCCGUCUGGCUAUCUACCAGCUCCUCAUCGAAGACGAAGUCCGCGACGAGGAGUUGCACUUUAACAAGGCUGUUGUUAGGCUUCCAAUAGAACCUGCCAUUGCCCAGGUUUGCCGGACGACCAGGAAAGAAGCACUGGAUUUCUGGUUCUCCACAGCGCGAUUCCCUAUCCACUUCCGCGCACUUGAAGGACACAAAGGCGAGUAUAGCAUCGUCAACCAGCUAGUGCCUAUUCCAUACGCAGACGCGCGUAAGCUGGAACUAUCGUUUGCCCAAACGUACGGCAUGAACUCGUUGUACUAUCUGUACUCUGUCGAUCUCAAUGAGCGCACGAACUCAUACACGGUCGAGCACGCGCCAAGGACGAAUGAGUGGUGGGUUGGGUACCGGCCGUGGAACAUUAUUGCCCAUGCGAUGGCUGAGCGGAGGGCGAGGAGUUUGUUGAAGCAUUUCGAUCGUGCGGUAGAGGAGAUGAUUGCGAGCAGUGGAGGCGUGAAGGAGUUGACGGCUGAGAGCUAUCAAAUGUUGACGCCGCGGCCUUGGUGGCAGCUUGGAGAGGGUUCGUCGGGGGAAGAUGAACUACUCCGAAGUGGCAAUGAAGAGGCUACAGUGGCUUGA
Molecule: messenger RNA, 681 nt
Organism: Saxophila tyrrhenica
Lineage: Eukaryota; Fungi; Ascomycota; Dothideomycetes; Mycosphaerellales; Extremaceae
Exons: 1
Coding region: 1-681 (226 amino acids)
Source: RefSeq, a predicted model, not a curated record